This is a messenger RNA of Xyrichtys novacula (pearly razorfish), 2466 nucleotides long. The record is from the annotation of a GenBank genome assembly. Lineage: Eukaryota; Metazoa; Chordata; Actinopteri; Labriformes; Labridae.
AUGAAGACACUGCGGUUUCUUGCAGCUGAGGGCUUCAUCCAGAGUGGGCCAAGUGCUCUGGAGAACCUGAACUCUCUGUCCUUUAAUCUCUACCCACUGAUCUUCAAAGCCUGCUACCUGCAUGAGCAGACGGACCUGCUGCACGCUUUAGUGCAAGCAUGGCCUCUCCCUGAUCUGAACUUGCAAAGACUCCUGGGAAAAACAGCCGAUUGCCAGAUAGAUCUCACCUCCCGCACCUGCCGCCUUUGUCUGGGGGCCAUUCUAACGGGCUUAAAGGUAAUUAUGUUUGUAAUUAUUAGUCUGUAUAAUCUGUUGUUGGCAGGUGACUCUACAUGCAUGAGUCCAGUUACACUGAUCUGAGUGCAGGGUCAUUAGUGUAUUUAGAUAAGUAGAAAUAUUUGGAAACAUAUGGCAAAAGCCUGCUCUGUGAAGUGGCAGGAGAGAACUCACUUUGGGUGAUAUACAAGGUUCAACAAAAACAUGUUGAUUAAUGCUAUUUACUAUAAUAGGAUUUGCAAGAUUAUGCUUGUUUCAGCUUCUUUAGCUAAUCAUGAUCUUUAAAGGUUAAAAACUCAAAAUACUUUCAAUUUUCUUUUCAAAGGAUUAUGUGCUGUCUCCUCCAAAAACCUACACAAAGAACCUUCGUACUGUGGACCUGACUGCCCUAAAGGAUGUAGAGCAUCAAACCUGCCCCUGCAAGUUAUCCAUGGGUAGAUGGGGAAGAACCCAGCUCCUGACCCAAAUGUGUUAUGAGACAAUGGUGGCCAUGCAAGCCAACAACGUCCCCCCGUCUGUCUUUGAAACCUCCAUUGAAGUCCGUAUAAACGGCUUUGUCACAGGCCGCAACUAUGAGCUGGUGGCUCAGGCGUUCCUCCUCCUCCGCUACUGUCCAUUAAAACCUCAAUUUGUUAGUUUUCGGGCCGACUCUCUCGCCCUCAAGCAGCUGUUUUAUGUCCUUCGUCUAUCAGAACCUGAGUUCAUUGAAAAGCUGGAGGUUGUUCACAAUAUCCCUUUGGAGGCUGUACACCUGGAGGUGCUCUUGUCCAGAGUGGAGUUCCCCAAGUUAAAGUCUUUAACGCUGCCAGCUGGGGCGUUGGAUGUGAGGAGGUUGGGCUCUGAUGAAGAAGAUCUGCUGGCCACUAUCGGCAAUCAGCUGGCACAGCUGAGCUCCCUGACUGAGCUCUGCAUUGGUUUUUCCACGCUCACCGGACACCUGCGCAGGCUGUUGAAGUGAGUAACCGGACCGAGGGAGGGAAGAAGACAACAAGGUGUCCUUGUGUUCAUGUGGGUUUAUGUGUAACAGGUGACUAACAGCUCUCAUGUCAGUCCUGCGUGCAAAUUUCAGCAUUAAAGGCUGUAGGGCUCUGCUUUAACAAUGGAAAGUAUUUAGUUGAUAGAAUAGCUGACAUGAUGCCAGAGUGAAGAUAGACAGGAACCUGCUGGACUGACUUCAACAUUCAAAGAGAACAGGAGCAGAAAGAAAAAAACAACAGAGCUCCUAUGGUCUGUCUGUAACAUCAUUGAGACAUUUUUAUUAGAGCAAAUAGAUGCAAAAGGUCAAAGUCAAAAUACAGGAAAGAAACUGAAAGUAGUUGAACUUAAACUUACCUAGAAAUGCAUUCCCAGCACCACGACUGCAUGACUAAUCCUAUGAAACUUGUCUUCCUAAGUAGAUAAAAUUUACAUUAGAAAUAUAUUUUUAUACAUAUGCUUUUUUGCUUCUUUCUGUGACCCUUCAUUCCACACUUAUUAAUCUCUGUUACUUUUAUCUUAUCCUUACCCAGCCCUCUCAACACUCCACUGCAGAGCUUGGACCUGGCUAACUGCUGCCUGAGCCGUGUGGACAUGACCUACCUCUCCAACAGCCUUCACAGCGAGGCUCUUGUCCGCCUGGAUCUCAGUGGGCACAACAUCUUUGUCACUUUCUCCACUUCUCUUCAAAAACUGCUCAACCGCUGCUCAGCCACACUGUCCAGCCUGGCCCUUGAGGAGUGUGACAUAGAGGACGAGCACAUGGACACCUUCAUGAAUGCCCUGUCCGGCUGCCAGAUGCUGGAGGAGCUGAAACUCCUGGGAAACCCUUUAACUUCUGCAGCCCUCCGUAGAUUGUUCUCUAUGCUUUCUGCAGGCUUCCCCAAAUUAAAAUACAUAGAAGCACCAGUUCCCAGGGAUUGCUACCCUGAGGAUGUCACGUAUCCUCUUGAAGAUUCAGUCCUGAUGCGCUACAACAAGGAGAUGUUCCGGGAAGUCAGAGACCAGCUGACAGGGAUCCUGGAGAGAGCCGGGAGAGGAAGAGUGGAGGUGUGCACGCCUCUUAUGGGGGCUUAUGACCCGGACAUUAAUGAGACCAGCAACGAGCUCGGAGUGUCCAUGUUGAAAUCUUUCAAUACGGUCAUUGGAAACUUUAUCGGAACAAUUAAUGCCGUGGACUGCAGAAGAUCACACACUCAGACAGAGACUGAAUGA